This is a messenger RNA of Mytilus californianus (California mussel), 1860 nucleotides long. Its product is annotated as receptor tyrosine-protein kinase erbB-4-like. The record is from RefSeq and is a predicted model, not a curated record. Bases 168 to 1724 code for a protein of 518 amino acids. Lineage: Eukaryota; Metazoa; Mollusca; Bivalvia; Mytilida; Mytilidae. The transcript is spliced from 12 exons.
CUAUUUACUUCCGUUAUGAGCAUUUGUGGUUUAGUUUUAAUUCGAGACACUUAAGUACAUCUACAUGUAUAUACAUUGUAACGAGAUAAAUAGCUUCUAAAAAUUACUAGUCUGAUAAGAAGUGUUAAAAUUCAUUGCAUCUGAAUAUUGGAAGAGUUGGAAGAACUAUGUUCAUACAGUUUACAGCUUCGUUGUUUCCUGUCUUUUUAAACAGCAUGCUGCUUGUGCUCGGACAAGAAAGCAAUGACCUGCCUGAAAGUGCUGCUAACUCAAGGAUAUGUCAAGGGUCAAACAGUGGUUUGGGUUUGAGUGGGAGCUCCCAGGAUCAAUAUGACUUUUACAGACAAAGAUACACAAAUUGUAAAUAUGUAGAUGGGAAUUUGGAGAUCACACAUUUAGAUGAAACCGGAAAUUGGGAUUUGUCUUUCCUUGAAUCAAUCGAGGAAGUCAGUGGAUAUGUAUUAGUAUCAUCUGUUUUCUCUCAAAAGUUGUAUUUACAGAACUUGCGUCUGAUAAGAGGACGUCAACUUUUUCGAAACACGUUUAGCCUACUGGUAUUUAGUAAUAGUUACGCUGGAUCUAGAACACAAGGAUUGAUGGAACUCGAAUUUAGAAGUUUGCAAGAAAUUAUGAAUGGAACUGUUUAUAUUUCGAUGAACAAUCUUUUGUGUCAUGCAACAACGAUAAGAUGGGAAGACAUUAAUCCUACUGUGACACAACAUUUUCGCACGAGCAUGGACAGUCCCGGUUAUAAAAGACUUUGUGGUGAGUGUGAUGCAGCAUGUUAUAAUGAGAAUACAGGUUCUAGACAUUGCUGGGGAGAAGGACCAGAUAUGUGUCAAAUAAUAAACCAUGGUCCUGCAUGCAGUCAAACGUGUACAGAUAGAUGUUUUGGUACUGGUCAAAAUCAGUGUUGUCAUUCUGAAUGUGCUGCUGGAUGUAGUGGACCAAAGUCAACAGAUUGUUAUGCUUGCAAAAGUUUUGUAAACGAUGGGAAAUGUGUCAGUAGCUGUCCAUCAGGUAUGGUGUAUAAUCAGCAACACGAGCUAGAUCUGCAAGAAAACGUAGAUGGGAAAUUAACGUAUGGUAUACUUUGUACGGCAAACUGUCCGCCACAAUUGUUGAAAGAUGCCGAACAUAAUACGUGUGUGCAUAGUUGUCGACCAAACAUGUAUAACGUGGGUGGUACCUGUGUGGAAUGUGAUGGCCCUUGUCCAAAAACAUGUAUUGGUCUAUCUGGUGCGGAUUAUAUCACCGCAAACAACAUCAAACAGUUUGAAAAGUGCACAGUGAUAACUGGUAAUCUAAGAAUUUUAGAAGUUUCAUUUAAUGGAGAUUUUCAAUACUAUAUACCGGGUAUAACAGUUGUCGAUUUACAAGUCUUCAAGAAUUUAAAGGAAGUAACGGGAUACGUGCAGAUACAAUCAAAUGACCCAGAGAUGACAACAGUGUCUUUCCUGUCAAACCUAGAGGUUAUCCAUGGAAGGGAACUUGAUGCAACGCAAAGCUCUCUCAAUAUCAUGUUUACUCAAAUCAGAACGCUGGGUCUGACGUCACUAAGGCAGAUAAAAAACGGACAUGUGACCAUAGCUUAUAAUCCCUUAUACUGUAACGAAUCAAACAUCAAUUUCCAAUCAAUGUUGGUUCAGAAAUCAGUACAGAGAGUACGAAUCAUCCGCAAUGAGAGCCCAGAAAUUUGCAAUAAUACGACGGUUCUCGAAUGACUAGCGCUGUACAAGUUAACAUCUGUAUCAUUUGCUGUCAUAUAUAAAUAAAAAUUGAUUCUUUAUCAACAAAUACAUUUUAUUAUUUUUUGUAUGGUAUGCUAUAAUUUGAAUAAAUACUUUAUGCAUAAAGAAA